CGGCGCGUUCCCCCUCCCCUUUGCGCGCUGACGUUGUCGCGUCUCGCUCUCUCGGCGGCUGGAAGCGUCGGGGCAGGUGACGGUGGCUCGGGCGGCUGUUUGCUGGCUCAGCGGUGAAGGCACGGAGCAGCGCGAGCCGGGCCCGCGGAGAAGUUGAAACGCUAGUAGUGUUCCCUUGUGCAGCACACAAGAAUGAGCCAACAGUGGGAAAGAGUACACUAUAUCCUGAUUGGAUACAUUUGAAGAGGACAAUUUUAAUCUUGUGGCAUGCUUCAGCAGGAACCAUACUAAAAAAGAAGUGCCUACAGGCAGAGCACUUCUUGAGGAUUUUCUGUCAUGAAAGCAAGAUUUACAGUGUCACAGCUGCUGUUCAUUUCUUGAGGAGGCAUACAAACAGCUGGCUGACUGGAUGCACUCAAGCAGCUAUUGCACCAGAGUAUGCAUGAAAGAAAAUUCCUUAUUGAUUAGCUAACACCCUGCCUGGGAGCACAGAAGGAACUGCAUACCAAUUAGUCUGAAUUGGCAUACUAAAACUGAAAUAGACAACAAGGUUGGGAUGGUGAACUUGGUAUUUGGAAGCCAUUGUUUUUGUUAAUGUCACUGAAGUACAGAACAGAAUGCUGUAAUCUUUCCUAAAGGAUGGCUGGCUGUGGUGAAAUUGAUCACUCGAUCAACAUGCUUCCCACUAAUAGGAAGACAAAUGAGUCCUGUUCCAAUGCAACACCUUCCCUGACAGUCCCUGAAUGUGCUAUCUGUCUGCAAACGUGUGUCCACCCAGUGAGUCUGCCUUGUAAACAUGUUUUCUGCUAUCUGUGUGUGAAGGGAGCUUCCUGGCUUGGAAAACGAUGUGCACUGUGUCGGCAGGAGAUUCCUGAGGACUUUCUUGACAAGCCAACCUUACUAUCACCAGAGGAACUCAAAGUGGCAAGCAGGGGCAAUGGGGAAUAUGCUUGGUACUAUGAAGGUAGAAAUGGUUGGUGGCAAUAUGAUGAACGUACCAGUAGGGAGCUGGAAGAUGCCUUUUCCAAAGGUAAAAAGAGUACUGAAAUGUUAAUUGCUGGGUUUUUGUAUGUAGCAGAUCUCGAAAACAUGGUUCAGUAUAGGAGAAAUGAGCAUGGACGUCGCAGGAAAAUAAAACGGGACAUAAUAGAUAUACCAAAGAAGGGAGUGGCCGGGCUUAGGUUGGACUGUGAUUCUAACACUGUCAAUCUAGGAAGAGAGAGCUCUGCUGAUGGUGCAGACAAUACAUCGGUUCUGGGGGCUGCUGCUGCGCAGCCUCUAGCAUCCGUUUCUGCUAGACCCCUAACUUCACUAGAUGGUCAGCUGACGAGUCCUGCAACGCCAUCACCUGAUGCAAGCACUUCUUUAGAGAACUCUUUUGCCCACUUACAAAUAAACGGAGACAGCAUGGCUGAAAGAAGUCAUAGGGGAGAGGGAGAGGAAGACCAGGAGUCAUCGUCUUCUGGUAGGGUGCCAGCCCCUGAUACCUCCGUUGAGGAAACCGAAUCGGAUGAUAGCAGCGAUAGUGAGGAUGUGUAUGCUCAACUUCAGCAACACACGUCCCCUGCCCAGCAAAGACACUUGAAUGCGAAUGCAAACCAAUCAGUAAUAGAGAGACCAGUGGCAGGGGGUGGGAUAGUAAGCACCAGUGUAAGAUCUAGAAGACCUGAUGGACAGUGCACGGUAACUGAAGUUUAAAUUUAGAGCCAUGUGUUUUAAAAACUCAGUCCAGUAUCUGUAAAUUUUCUGUCCAUGCUGGCAUUGCACUCAAACCUAGCAGUGUAUUUGAAGUGGGAUGGGGGGAAGGGGAGAAACAGAUUUGGCCUGUUAACUUAAAAGUCUCAACAUGUCUCAGCUGGAAGACUCUUUAAAUGUAAGAAACUGGGGUGUCUUGUUAAUGGUUUGAAAGCUACUUAGCAAUACCCAGUUUUCUUGAAAAUGUCUUCUGUGUUUAUUUUGUAGCAUUUUACCCCAUGGAGAUACUCAGUCCCUUUUUGGCCAAUGUGUAUCCACUGUACAAUUCAGAUUGUCUUCAUUAUCUGACUGUUGCAUUAAGUGUCUUACUACUUUCUGCAUGGAUUGAUAUAUGAAAAGAACACUAAAGCAAUGUGGGAACAGACAAGAUGUUGGGUAUGAGCAGGAUGCUUAAUUUAAUGUGAGAAAAUAUAUGUGAGUUUGGAGUUAAGAUGUGUUUUAUUAGACAAAGCAAUCAUUUUAUCUUCCUGCAGUGGAAAUGUAAAAAUGCUAUUAACUUUUGUUGAAAAUUCUUAUCUGUACACACUUCAUGGCGUUUUCAUUGGCUUUGCUGUCUAGUCCUUGUAGUUUGUUUUUGAGGUCUUUGUUGAUCUGUCUUGUUUUUGUUACAAAAUUUAUAAUUUAAUAAAAACUACACUUUAACAAUC
Molecule: messenger RNA, 2402 nt
Organism: Chelonia mydas (Green sea turtle)
Lineage: Eukaryota; Metazoa; Chordata; Testudines; Cheloniidae
Gene: RNF146
Product: ring finger protein 146
Exons: 4
Coding region: 640-1698 (352 amino acids)
Biological process (GO): ubiquitin-dependent protein catabolic process; Wnt signaling pathway
Cellular component (GO): cytoplasm; nucleus
Molecular function (GO): poly-ADP-D-ribose binding; zinc ion binding; ubiquitin protein ligase activity
Source: RefSeq, a predicted model, not a curated record